This is a messenger RNA of Austrofundulus limnaeus, 3040 nucleotides long. RefSeq names its product oculocutaneous albinism II (gene oca2). Lineage: Eukaryota; Metazoa; Chordata; Actinopteri; Cyprinodontiformes; Rivulidae. The record is from RefSeq and is a predicted model, not a curated record. Gene Ontology annotation, biological process: transmembrane transport; melanin biosynthetic process; melanocyte differentiation. Gene Ontology annotation, cellular component: melanosome membrane.
CACAGGGGAGAAGAAACCCCCCCACAACCUCGAUUGGCUUUAAUCUCAACAAACUUUACCACAGACCCCCUCCCUCCUACAAACAACCCCCCCCCACCACUCCGCACCCCAGCAAACAAACAGAAACAGCCUCAGUAGCUGUUACAGCUUCUAGAUUUGACUUCUGAAUUGGGAAUUUCCUGAGUGUCAUCAUCACCUUCAUCACCUUCAUCACCUUCAUCACCUGGAGCGUCCUGCAGUGAGCUCAACAUGUAUUUGGAAAACAAAAACAACCUGGACAUUGAGAUGUCUCAGAGCCAUGCUGGCCACCAGGGCAGGAGCGGGCUGAGGUCACCGGAGGCCGUCGCAGGAAACUUUGGGGAGCUGCGUCUCCUGCAGGGCAUCUCAGAGAGAGGAGACACCCAGAAGCUGCAGCAGUCUGCCGUGCUGCCCUCAGGACAGUGUGUCCUCCACACAGAGGGCUUUGUUCCAGUUCGACAAGAGGAAGGUGUUUUUCAGCAUGUAUCCGGAUCGAGAUAAUCCCUGGAGGAUGUUGGCAGUCUCUCCAACAGACACCUUCUCGAUGAAUGUGACUGACUUUCGGGACAACGCUUUGCUGAAGCUGCAGGUGGCGGGGCCUUUCGCAGGAGGGAUUUUAGACUUGGACACGCAGGAGUACAUCCUGAUCCAGGUGGAGCAGACGGAGCAGCCAGGACAACGGAGGAGGAGAGCUCAGCAGGUGAUUCAUAAUUGGACCAUUCCUUUACGCUCUGAACGAAUUGACCAGAGAGAGUUAACGAAAACCUUUGAGAUGGUCAGCAGCGACCCCAUCGACAUCACAAUUCAGGCCUUCCUGCAGGAUAACAAGGUUGUGCCAUUGUCCAUGACCCACCAAUCGCUCUACGUCACCAUGGAGACACAGGUGGCCAUCGCUGGAGUCAUCUUGGCUGGUGUCUACGUUCUCAUCAUCUUUGAGAUUGUUCACCGUACUUUAGCUGCUAUGCUCGGCUCUUUAGCAGCUUUAGCAGCACUGGCUAUCAUUGGAGACAGACCCAGUCUGGUCACAGUGGUGGAAUGGAUCGACUACGAGACUCUGGCUCUUCUGUUUGGCAUGAUGGUGCUGGUGGCCAUUUUUUCAGAAACUGGUUUCUUUGAUUAUUGUGCAGUGAAGGCUUACCAGUUAUCCAGAGGAAGGGUGUGGCCUAUGAUCAUCAUCCUGUGUCUGAUUGCUGCCAUCCUGUCUGCUUUUCUGGACAACGUUACCACGAUGAUGCUUUUCACACCUGUCACCAUAAGGUUGUGUGAGGUGCUUAAUCUAGACCCCCGGCAUGUCCUGAUUGCAGAAGUAAUCUUUACCAACAUCGGAGGGGCCGCCACAGCUGUCGGAGAUCCACCCAACGUGAUUAUAGUGUCAAACCAGGGCCUGCGCAGAGAAGGGCUUGAUUUUGCCAGUUUCACCGGCUUCAUGUUCCUCGGCAUAUGCCUCGUCCUUCUCACCUCGUUUCCUUUCCUGCGGCUGCUGUACUGGAACAAAAAACUUUACAACAAGGAGUCCAUUGAAAUAGUUGAGCUCAAGCACGAGAUCCUGGUUUGGAGGCAAACGGCUCAGCGUAUUAACCCCGCCAGCCGAGAGGAGACAGCUGUCAAAUGCCUUCUGAUGCAAAAAGUGCUCAACCUGGAAAAUCUGCUCCGCAAGAUGAUGAAAACGUUCCAAAGACAAAUUUCUCAGGAGGAUAAAAACUGGGAGCAAAACAUCCAGGAGCUACAAAAGAAGCACAAAAUAACUGACAGGGUUCUGCUGGUGAAGUGUGCCUCCGUCCUCGCUGUGGUGAUCAUCAUGUUCUUCCUCAAUUCCUUCGUUCCCAGCAUUCACCUUGAUCUCGGCUGGAUCGCCAUCCUGGGUGCUCUCUGGCUUUUGGUUCUGGCUGACGUCCAGGACUUUGAGAUCAUCCUGCACCGGGUCGAAUGGGCCACGCUCCUGUUCUUUGCUGCACUCUUUGUUUUGAUGGAGGCUUUAGCUCAGCUGCAGCUUAUCGACUACAUCGGAGAGCAGACAGCUCUUCUUAUAAAAGCAGUGCCAGAAGACCAGCGCCUGGCUGUAGCCAUUAUUUUAGUGAUGUGGGUCUCUGCUUUGGCUUCCUCUCUUAUUGACAACAUCCCCUUCACUGCCACCAUGAUUCCAGUCCUCAUCAACCUGAGUCAGGAUUCAGAUGUGAACCUGCCAGUAAAACCUCUCAUCUUUGCAUUGGCCAUGGGUGCCUGCCUUGGUGGAAACGGUACACUGAUUGGAGCAUCAGCUAAUGUUGUGUGUGCAGGGAUUGCUGAACAACAUGGAUACGGCUUUUCCUUUAUGGAGUUCUUCAAGUUGGGAUUCCCCAUGAUGGUGAUGACAUGCAUAAUUGCCAUGUGCUACCUGCUGGCCACCCACGUUGGAUUGGGGUGGAACAUGUAAAACACGACGUUCUGUGGUCUUCUACAAGAAUUUCAGCUGCCUGUAAAUGAUGAGACAUGACUGAUCAAAMUAUAAACAGUACAAGAAGCUCUGUAUGGAUGGGAAAUGGAUGGAAGGUACCUUUACAGUAUGUAAAAUGUGGGCCAUCGGGCAUCAGAUUUACUGGAAACCUUGAACAAAAAUCUUGAUACUGAAAAGGGUUUUUUUGGGCUCAAAAUGAAUCAACCUUAUAACUGUGUACAUGGUGCUACAGCUUCAUCUAAUUAACAAACUGAUAUUUGAAAGAAACACCCAGUGAAAGGGAUUUUAUAAAAAAAAAUGUUAAUAUUUCUCUGUUGGAUUCCUUCAUUGCAAAAGCAAAGUUUAUAUAAAUGAUUGAAAGUGUUGCAAUUUACAGCACUUUAAGCAAUCACUGAUUGAGAUGGAUGUAUUUACUGUAGAGGUAGUGAUUAUUAAAAAUGUGCUGUACAAUGAACAGAUAUCACAUUUUUAACUUGUCAAGUCAAAGUGUUUUCUGUAUUUAUUGUAUGGCUCAACCACCUGAACAUCUAUGUUUGAUAAAUAAAUCUUUCAGACACAGAUGAAGAAUAAAGAGUGUCCUGCCUCUGG